Williopsis jadinii is the source of this 483-nucleotide messenger RNA. RefSeq lists its product as uncharacterized. Bases 1 to 483 code for a protein of 160 amino acids. Gene Ontology annotation, molecular function: zinc ion binding. The record is from RefSeq and is a predicted model, not a curated record. The transcript has a single exon. NCBI's taxonomy places the organism in Eukaryota, Fungi, Ascomycota, Saccharomycetes, Phaffomycetales, Wickerhamomycetaceae.
AUGGGCUACAAACUUCAGCUAAAGGCCACAGUAGAAGGCCUCAAGGAUCUUCAGCCAACCGACACUGCCGAGGAUCCAUUCGAGUAUACGUUCGAGAUCCAGUGCACAUCUUGUCGUGAACAACAUGAAAAGGAGAUCACCAUCAACAGAUUCGAACAACACGAGAUUUCAGGCUCCCGUGGAGAGGCAAACUUUGUAUUCCGCUGUAAAUCCUGUAAGAGAGAAUCAACUGCAUCGAUAACAAGAACCAAGGAGACUCUCUCGCAGGACGAUCAGAAACCAAAGACGAUCUUGGAGGUUGAGGCCAGAGGCCUGGAAUUGGUCAAGUUCAUCCCUCAGGGUAAUUUCGAAGCCACUGGUGUCGAAUCGAACACGCCAUUCAAGGAGAUUGACCUCUCAGAGAAUGAGUUCUAUGACUACGAUGACAAUGCCGGGCAGGAAGUCUCGAUAACAGAAGUAGAAUGGGACAUUGUGCGUGCUUAG